CUCAAAUCAAAGAAGCACGAGUCGUCUUAUUGAGCACUCAGAACGACUACCUGAUCGAGUAAUGGGGAGAAGCCCUUGUUGUGCCAAAGAGGGCUUGAAUAGAGGUGCAUGGACUGCUCUUGAAGAUAGAAUUCUGACUGAAUACAUCAAAGUCCAUGGUGAAGGAGGAUGGAGAAACCUCCCCAAGAAAGCAGGACUGAAAAGGUGUGGGAAGAGCUGCAGGCUCAGAUGGUUGAACUAUCUAAGACCUGGCAUUAGGAGAGGCAACAUAUCACCUGAUGAAGAAGAUCUCAUCGUCAGGCUUCACAAGCUCUUGGGAAACAGAUGGUCUCUAAUAGCGGGUAGGCUACCAGGCCGAACAGACAAUGAAAUAAAAAACUACUGGAAUACCACAUUGAGCAAACGAAUUCAAGUCCAAGAAGCUCGCUUAUCAGCUGGUGGUGAAGAACCAAUAUCCAAAAAGUCCAAGAAUGUUUUGGCCUCGCCAUUGUCCCAUAACGUGGUAAGAACCAGAGCCGCAAAGUGCACCAAAGUUUUCAUUAAUCCACAGUCACCACGCAAAGAGUUGCUCCUGGCUGAUUAUGACAAGCCUAUGGAUUCCGAUCAUCAGCCUAAUGGGAAUGAGUUUUCGUCACCAUCUUCUUUCGAAAACUCGUCUUCAUCAAAUUUCCUGGUGGAUUUCGGCAUGGAUUCCGAGCUUGGCUUCGCCAAUCUUGUUAGUUCGGGAUUUUCAAGUGGCGAUCAGUUGUUCUCUGAAGAAAUGCAGCUGUAUCAACAAUAUUGGAGUGGUAAUAUUGGUACGGGUGAGGAUUGUGUUGUUGAUGAUCAAUUCCAACCAAAUACGAUCCUCAAUUUCCAGUCAUUGAAUUCUCUUCUUGAUGCUGAUGCUAAUCAAGGAGACUGGCUCGAACUUGCAGAGACUAGUUGA
Argentina anserina (silverweed cinquefoil) is the source of this 928-nucleotide messenger RNA. RefSeq names its product transcription factor MYB1-like. The transcript has 3 exons. NCBI's taxonomy places the organism in Eukaryota, Viridiplantae, Streptophyta, Magnoliopsida, Rosales, Rosaceae. The record is from RefSeq and is a predicted model, not a curated record. The coding region runs from base 62 to 928 and encodes 288 amino acids.